GGAGAUGGCUGGCUGCAAGAGUGGUUGGUUGCAUGGGUUUCUGCUGGUUUUGGUAGGGCUCGGAGUAUGGGAUGUGUUGUUUGUGUAUGAAGAAAAUAAGUGCAACAUGACCUACAUGUUCCAGUACCCUGAAUAUCUUAAAAUAAAGCUUCCAAAGAAAGUUUCCAAUCACUAUCCAAGUUAUGGUCUGUACCUUUAUGAAGAAAGAGAUUCUGCUGAAGCACGAAAUGGGCUAAAACCUUCAGGAAUUCCUGUUUUGUUUCUUCCUGGAAAUGCUGGGAGUUAUAAACAAGUUCGUUCCCUGGGAUCUGUGGCACUGAGGAAAGCAGAGGAUAUACACAACAAGUUCCACUUUGACUUUUAUAGCAUUGAUUUCAAUGAGGAGCUUGUGGCACUUUACGGUGGAAGCCUUGAAAAGCAAACUAAGUUUGUGCAUGCAUGUAUAAAGGUCAUCCUCAAACUUUACAAGGAUCAAAAAGGUGCACCGAGCAGUGUUGCAAUUGUGGGCCAUUCAAUGGGUGGCAUUGUUGCUAGAGCACUGUUCACACUACCCAACUUCAAAUCUGCACUAAUCAGUCUUAUUGUAACUCAAGCUACACCUCAUGUUGCACCAGUCCUGUUACUGGACAGCUACCUCAUAGACUUUUACAGCACUGUGAACAAUCACUGGAUUCUCAAUGAAAAAGACUUGAGUAACAUCACCAUUCUCUCAGUGGGAGGCGGUUUCCGAGAUUAUCAAGUUCGCUCUGGGCUGACCAUUGUUCCAAGCCUAGGUCUUUACAACAAUACUCUAAAUGUCGUGACAUCAGCUGUCCCAAGAGCAUGGCUUUCAACCGAUCACCUUUGUAUAGUCUGGUGUAAAGAGCUGGUACUGGCCACAGUUAGAGCUUUUUUUGAUCUUGUUGAUCAUCAUACUAAUCAGAUAACAGUGGAUCUACAGAAGAGAAUGCCAGUCCUUCAUCAUCACUUUGUCAGCUAUUCAGCAAAAGAUUUUGAAGAUGAUCUCGAGCCUUCCGUCUCUUUCUCAGGUUCAGGUACAACAUGGCGUGUAAUUAAAACAUACAAAUGGACUUACAACUCUCCAGAGUUUUCAGCCCGGUCACCCAAAGCUUCAAAUUUUAUUUUACCACUUCCGAACGAGGAGGAAUCUUUCAGUAAUUUAUAUUGUCGAACCACCAAUCUGGAAUCCAAUAACUGGAUUUAUGGCUGCACUGUGAUUAACCAGUCAGUUUGCCAGGAAGGCAUUGACCUGACCGGGGAGGCAGAAUUGCUAAAAAUGUAUAAGAUAGUGAACUUCAAUCUGGAAAAGUAUCGUUCUUUCUCUCAUUUUGUCAUUCAUGUGUCUAAGGCUAGUGUCAAUAAAAAGUUCAGUAUGGAAUGUGAAUACCUAACAGCAAGGUCUAGAGUAAUAUCUACCCCAGUAACACAUGUCCUGUCAUUUGGUGCCUCUGCUCACAGAGUUUCAAUAAACUCUUCAGGUCUGAUACAUAAUGUUCAGCUUCAGUACUUUAAUCAGGUACAUCAGGCUUUUGAAAUCCAUAUUGAAAGCCAGUGCCAUUCUUUGCAUGGGAAGGCAGCAGAUGUGUACAGGUUUCAUGUACCAUGGUCACAUGAAGAUUCUGUCGUGACAACGAGUGUACCGUCUUCCACUGUGAUCUAUGCCAAACUGCACAGAGCAAGGCCUGAGAAUGAUAAUUCUGUACCAGAGUUACAACUUCACACAACUAGAAAUUGUCAAUAUGAGAUAACUAUCAAGACAUCUUUCUAUGAAGUACUUGGGCAGCUGAUCAGAUUUCAUGGUGUAUACUUGCCCACAUAUGUUGUUACAAACAUAUUAUUAGCAUUUGGAAGUCAAUUAAUGCAUCUUUAUUCUGAAGAUCACUGUUUGGAUUUCAGCAUUGCUUUAAAUGCUGCAGCAAAACCAUACAAAGUUAUUCCAUUUCCCAAUCUUGCUGCGUUCCUUUUGGGAUAUGACUGGUUUAGGAAUGUAUGGUCAAUUCUUAUGUUGCCUAAAAUUGAUCUCCUUAUUUUAAAUGAACAAGGAAUCGACAACCUAGCAAUUUCUAUUCUUCUUUUCUUGUUUGGGACAGCAAUUGCCUACUGGAAUGGCAUCUUCUUUGGUUUAUUACUAAAGCAGCUCUCCUUCUUGUGGUCAGUCUUUCACAGGCCAUCAAUUGUUAAAAAAGAUUCUGAGCUAAUAAGUCUUCGAAGUUCCUGUUUUACGAUUUUCCUACUUUUUAUCGUCUGGACAACCUGUGGUGCUCUUGCUCUCAUAUUUGGUUAUCUUCUCUAUCUCUUAAAGGUCCUCCGCCUGCAAGCUACAGUGCAAACAAUGAAAGGUAUUCUUAAUUUGGCACCACAAGAAACUGUGAAGAGAGUUGCAGUGAUUUCCACAGCAAAGGAAGAGGAAAACAAAUCUGGAGUGGCUGAAGAACUAGAUCAGCAAAACCUAGAUAAUCAUAAACUGCUCUCAGUUUCAGAUGUUGAUGAUGCACUUGACACUCUUAAGAUUCAUGUUACAAUCCUACAUUUGCUGAGCUGGAUCAUACUAUUUAGCGCACCUUCAUUUAUUUAUUGGGUAAAAAAUCUCAGGUAUGCAAGAAGGCUUGAUCCUGAUCCUUGUGAUACUGUUGCAUCUAUCCUUGUGUUGACGAUGGGGAUCCUCAUUAAUUCACAUUCAGCUCUUGUUAAGAGGAGUAAGCUACUGAAAUAUACUGGAAGACUACAGCUCUUGUUGGUUAUUGCCAUGACUGCCUUUGGAUUAGUGCACUUGUACAGGGUUCCUUACUUUGUUACAUUUUCAUUGGCUUUAUAUGCACUUUGUUAUCUGAUAUAAAUGACUGUGCAACACUGAAUUACCAGUUUGAUUCAUUAUACAUGUAAUACUUCAGAAAAUGAAUGUUUUGUAAUUUUUUAAAUGUAAGGGUGCUACGUAAUUAUGUUAGGUUACUAUUGGUAUACCUUUGCUGAAUUGUUCAUCAUAUAACUUGUUAAGAAUUUCCUGUAUUUGGAAAAUGUAGUUUGGCUGUAUAUUUGUGUUAGUAUGAAUGACGAUGCAGAGUAGUAUAUCAGAAUGUUGUUCUGCUAGAUUGUUCUCAAAGCAUAUUACUAAUGGCCCUAUAUUUGAUAACAACCUUUUUAAUGUGAUAAUUUCAAGGCUUUAAUAGAUUACAAUUUAUCCACAUUUGGUCAUUCCCAAGGAAAGCUGAAUGUGUUAUGGCCAUUGGUAAUAAUAACUUCACUUUAAGUGCUUUGAAAGCUAUAGGUAAUGAAACUUUCGGCUAAGUAAGGAGAGAGUAUAUGAGUAGUUGAGAGGAAAAUGUUUGUAGUAAUGUAAAAACAGAAAUUUUUAAAUGGUUAAUGGGAAAAGGGUAAGUAGAGAAACAAAAGAAGUGUGUUUGGAAGUUGAAAAUUAAUAGAUUGAAGUCAUUGUCAACUGAAAAAAAAUGAAGGUUUUGAUUAUAAUCCAAUAUUAGCAAAAUCAACGGAGACAUGAGAGACUCUACUGAUGCUGGGAUCUGGCUUAAUAAUGUGCUGGAGGCACUCAUCUGUGGGAGCAAAGAAAUUGUUGAUGUUUUGGGUCAAAACUCUGCAUCAGGAUCAAGUGUGGAGAGGUAGGAUGGCCAGUAUAAAGAGGAGAAGGAGAGUGAUGAGAAGGGAUACUGAGGCAAUUUGUAGUCUGAGGAGGGGUGUAAAAGUUUAACAGUUGGAAAAUCAUGGCUACUCUUUUGACUGCACAGAGGUGUUCUGUUAAACACUAGAUCUACAUGGGGUUUCUUCAACAUUUGAAGAGACAUCAUGAAUAUAUAAAAGCUCUUAUAAAUACAGCUAAAUCAUUGUUGUACUUGGAAGGGUUUAGUGCCUUGGACAGGGGCAAGGGAAGAAAUAAAAUGUUGCACGGGAAGGUGUUUAGGGAAGAAGUAGACAUCUUCUCCACAUUACAAAGAAAGCUCCAGGAAAAAUAACUCGUGUCAAUUGGCUCCUUGCCUAAAUUAAUGUUAAAUGAUUGUGGAUCAUAACCACUGCAGUUUUUUUUAAUCAACAUCUGCUGGUAAUGAUUCCAAAGAUGCCAUUUGCAGUUUCUCGACAUAAGUAUGCCUUCAAUUUCAAAUCCUGCAAUCGUUAUUUAAUUUUCUUUUUUAGCCCUCAUUCUGGGUAUUUUGAUAGUGUAGUUGUGCCCUUGAUGUAAUUUUGAAAUCAAUUGCACCCAAGUGAUUUAAUUCUCCUUGCAAUGCUUCAAAUUGAAAUGUAGACUAGAUUUUUCUGGGAGCAGCCAUCACUGGCCACUCUCAUGGCAACAUGGUCUCAACAAAACACAGAUGGAUUAGGGUACCUGUCAGCCAACUUCCAGGCUUGCACUUAAUUUGCUCCUACUCCCAGAAUCCAUGCCUGAUCUUCAUCAUAUGGUUCAUGUCUCCUUCCUUGCACUUUGAUCUGAUUCUUCUUCAAUCUGUUUGAUUCAUCUCAUUCCAUGAGAAUCCUCCAGUCCACCCAGGUCCUUUAAUUCUCUGGGAUCCUAGAUGGAAGCCUUAAUCUUCACCAUCCCCUGGCUGACCCUCAUCCCUGUCCCUACCUCAGGUCCCUCUUUGACCACACACACACUAACCACAGGACUGUCUGAGGUCAUUUUGACUCACCACCAACACUACAACAACAGAUGCCCAAACUCGCUCAACACACCCUACCUCCCACAACAUGCACAUCUAUUCACUUGCACAGCUGAAGUUUGAUGUAUCAUCAAAAUUAUCUUUAAUGCUGGUUCAUCCACUUGGAUAUAGUCCCCAUGUUCUUAAUUUUUCCACUUUUACUUUGCACUAUCAUCCUUUUCGGAUAUAAUCACUCACUUUGGCAUUCAUUUCUUUCCUUCCCUUUCCUGAUUCAGAAUUUGCAUCAACCUGCAUCAUCACAAAAUUUUCCCAAUUUAGGGUCAGGCAACUGAAGUGUUGGGUUCUUCACAGAUACUGCCUGAUUUCAAGAGUAUUUCCUGUUUUGAUAUAUAACAGAAUAAUGACUUGUUAUUAGAAUGUACAAUAUCCUUGUUCAUUUUAGAUCCCACAGAUUAUUUUUGCUAAGUUUGAGGAUGAUGCAGUAUUAUCUCCAAUUGCGGGGAACUCUGAAAAGUUGAUUAUUCUUGCUGAAAGGAAAGCGAUAAUAGAUAGAAUCAGGGAUUUCCCUACUCUGAAAUGGGAAUAAAACAGGGUAUUUGCUGUUAAGCUUCUCUGAAAUUCUUUCCACUAUCAUAUUGAAGUUAUAAAACACUUUACUGCAUCCACUAAAAUAACUAACAGAGGCAUUUCAGAGAACUUUUUUUAUGUUGUGGACUGCUAUCCAGUUAUACAACCUCAGGCCCAGUUUAGGGUUUAUUACUUGAAGUGACUUUCAAUAGUUUUGGACAGUGACUGACAGUUCAAUAAAAUUGGUAGAUUUUCUUUGGUAUUGAGAACUUCUUGUGAAAUACAAUCCAUUUACUUUUCUUGUAUUAUUGACACCGGGGAGCUUCUAUCCCAGCUCUUUGGAAGCAGCACAUAAUACAGAUUUUGACGAUAAACAUUUGUAAACUUUUCCCCUCAGAUAUUCAAAUUGUAAGUAUAGGAAACUUUAAAAAAUUACAGUGGUAUGUAGCUGCAAUUUUGAACUAAACGAUUUUAAUAAUCUUAAAUUUAGCUAUCGUUGUCCUCAACAAAUCUUUCGUUCAAAGUUUUGCUGAGAAUUUUGUGCACUAAUUGGGACUCUAAUUAAAGUUGCUUUGAGGAGGGUAGGCUGCAGUAUUCUUACAGGAUCCACCUUCUCAGUAAUUACUCAUGGUACAACCACUACUCCUCUUCUGCAUUUUUGUCUUUAAUUAUAUAUUCCUAUGUCCCAUUAAGAUUAGAUGAUAAUUAGAUAUUGCUUUUUUUCUUUAUAUAUCAAUUAAGUGAGUAAAAACAAAGUUUAUAUGCUGCAUCCAAAUGGCACUGUAGAUGAUGUCCUCUAGUUGUAAAUAACAUGGAAAUGCUGAUACUAUGAUAAAUUGUUGAGCUAUUAUCCAGAAGCCCAGUCUGCUAUCCAGACAAUGGGUUUGAACCCAUCUAAUCAAUAAAUUGUAUCACAUAAUUAAUCAAAUCUGAAAAGAAAAAGUUCCCAUCAUUAAAGGUAAUCAUGAAACUACUAAAUUGUCAUAAAGACACAUCAGGUUUGCUUCAAAGGUAAUAUAUGUUACCAUACAAUCUUGAGAUUUAUUUUUCACUGAUACCAUUCAAGGAAAGAAAUGUAACAGUCUGGCCAAAAGGUAGCAUUUAAUUGCCCUCUCAUCUGACUCAGUAAGCCACCAAUUUCAGUUAGGGAGAGAGAAAAGUGCCAUGAAUAAGCAAGAAUGAAAUUGUCAAUGUAUAAAAUACAAUAGAUGUUUACAAGAAUAUCAGAGACAACUGGAAACAUUAUUUUACACCAUUGUAAUUCCUUGAAUUCAGCAUUACGUUCAUGGUAGUUGGAAAAGGAAAUUUUAUUGAACAAGUGAUUUCUUCAUUGAAUUCAAUUGUGCUCUAUUUUCUGGACAGAUGGGGAAUUGAUCAUGCUGCAAAUCUCAGGAUUGCAGACAAAUCCAAUAAUACAAGUUGCACUUUACCUUAAUAUGCCCCUAAACUGUCCUCUGUAUCUUUUAAGUGAUUUUAAUUUUAUUCUGUUAAUUACUUAGUGAAGGUGUUAUUAAUCUUGCCAGACAUAAUUAUUAAGUAUGGAUACACACCUAUUUUGAUUUUCAGUGCCCAAGUUUAGUCUGUUUCGAUGAAAGGUAAAGCUAUUGUCAGUGAUUUUUAUUACAUUAAUGUCUAACUAAUAGCUGACAUAUGCACCAAAGUAUCUGUAAAUCAAGUGACCAAACAUCUGCAGGUAAUAAACUCCAUGUUGUCAGUAAUGUUAUUUGUUUUACUAUAAAACUGCAAGCCUUAUUGGUUCUCUGUGAUCUACUAAUUUUGAAAGAAUAUUUGUGAAAUUUGUGUGAUGAAAAAUGUUUUGUAUAAUAUUGAUGUAAACUGUUAAUUAAAAAAAAUUGUAUUAGUAAUAUUUGCCAGGUUUAUACGAUCUAAUGAUGUACAGUUUCUAAUUGUAAAGUGGUUCAUGGGCUGACAAUCAGUUGUGGUGGGAAAUCAUAACUUAUCAAAAAACAGUCAUGUCAGUUUGAAGAGUUCAAUAUAAUUAAAAUAUGCUACAUUGUA
Molecule: messenger RNA, 7193 nt
Organism: Hypanus sabinus (Atlantic stingray)
Lineage: Eukaryota; Metazoa; Chordata; Chondrichthyes; Myliobatiformes; Dasyatidae
Gene: pgap1
Product: post-GPI attachment to proteins inositol deacylase 1
Exons: 27
Coding region: 5-2836 (943 amino acids)
Biological process (GO): endoplasmic reticulum to Golgi vesicle-mediated transport; GPI anchor metabolic process
Cellular component (GO): endoplasmic reticulum
Molecular function (GO): phosphatidylinositol deacylase activity
Source: RefSeq, a predicted model, not a curated record